UUUCACCUAUGUUCCACAUCUUUAUUUUAGGUUGGUUAGAUGCCUGUCGGAUUCUGGUCUGUAUCGCCUUCGUGAUGACCUUCAUCGGUCUCGCCAUGACUACAUAUGGAAUACAGAGUAUUAACUUUGGAAUGAAGUAUAAAUACUAUAACAUCGCCAUAGUUCUGCUAUUUUUAGCUGUAAUCCCUGAAUUAAUUGCGGUGAUUAUUUUUCCUGUAAAAUUCAAUGAGGAACUGAAUGGUGCAGGGUGGGUGGUCGGCUGGUCUUAUAUAAUGGCUGUCUUGUCGGCCGUUUUAGUCCUCAUAGCCGCCAUACUUCUUUGUGUUGAUCGGGGUGCAGACGAGGCGUUGAUUCGCGAAAAGACCUGUUACUAUAACGACGAAUCUAUAGAAGAAACCUUGGAAUGAUCUUUCCAGUUGUGAUUAUAAAAAAGGAUUACAGGUGUCCAUUCUGACGGAUCAAAAUGUUCCGGAAGCCUGAACCGUGUGUUCGACUGAUAUUCCCGAUAAGGUUGAUUUCUCCCUCCCCCUCCUUGAGAUAUAACGUGACACCGCCGCCAUCCGACCUCGGGAUUAAUUCAGAUUAAAGGUUGGACAUGUAUACCCCAAACCCUUACUUAGUCACGAGCAGAUUCCAUGCUUUCAUCGGCGUUCUCUCACAUCAUACCCGUAACCGUCUCUAGAGUUCACCAUCUUUUUUGACAGUUUGUGGGAGAGUUGUACACUACAACAAAGAUAAAAUUUAUUUUGACUUGUAUUCUUUGGAGGUCAGGGGUUGUUGGGGUACGCUGGAUUCCACUGACUGAGGAACUGUGUGUAUGAGAAUUUGUAAAGAACGAUCUCAGAAUGUCUACUAGCUCACCAGUACUACUAUUUGGUUUAUUUUGGUCGAUAAUUACAAUGUAUAUUUUUAUUGUAUUUAAUAAUAAAAAGAUGCGUACAAUGAAAUAA
Molecule: messenger RNA, 950 nt
Organism: Saccostrea cuccullata (small rock oyster)
Lineage: Eukaryota; Metazoa; Mollusca; Bivalvia; Ostreida; Ostreidae
Exons: 2
Coding region: 9-407 (132 amino acids)
Biological process (GO): cell-cell adhesion
Cellular component (GO): cell-cell junction
Source: RefSeq, a predicted model, not a curated record